Erythranthe guttata (spotted monkey flower) is the source of this 2039-nucleotide messenger RNA. Its product is annotated as cytochrome P450 81Q32. Lineage: Eukaryota; Viridiplantae; Streptophyta; Magnoliopsida; Lamiales; Phrymaceae. Gene Ontology annotation, molecular function: monooxygenase activity; heme binding; iron ion binding. The record is from RefSeq and is a predicted model, not a curated record.
AAAAAAUAAAAUAAAAAAUCAGUAGCAUAUAUAAACUGAAGUAACACAGCUUCUCAUAGUUCAUACUCAAUCUCAAAAUCCAAUAUUUUCUGAUAAUAACACUAAUUAGUAGUGUCUCAUGGAAUAUUCCUCUUGGUUUUACUCUGUUUCCUUAUUAACCCUUCUUUUCGCCGUUUCCCUCUCGAAAUUAAUCGUUCAACGCAAACGUAACCGAAUCAAGAACUUCCCUCCGAGCCCGCCCGGAAAAUUACCGAUAAUAGGCCAUCUCCAUUUACUCAAAACCCCACUCCACAAAACCCUAAACCAAUUUUCUCAAAAACACGGCCCCAUAAUCUCUCUCCGUUUCGGUUUCCGUAAUGCAGUCGUUCUCUCUUCACCAUCCGCGGUCGAAGAAUGCUUCAUAAAAAACGACACCCUCGUACUAAACCGGCCGAAGUUUCUCUCGGGCAAACUCCUCAAUUACAACUUCACCACACUGGGGGCCGUACCCUACGGCCCCCUCUGGAAAAACCUCCGCCGCCUCACGGCAGUCGAGAUUUUCUCCACCGCCCGUCUCAACGGGUUCUCGGGGAUAAGACAAGACGAAACAAACUUGCUCCUCAAGAAAUUGUACCAACUUAGUUCUCGCGGAGGGUUUGUUAAAGUGGAAAUGAAGUCGAAACUAUCGGAGCUUUCGUUCAACAUCGUCAUGCGAAUUGUGGCGGGGAAGAGGUACUUCGGAGACCAUGAAAUGGAGAACGAGUCGGAAGCGAGGAGAUUUAGGGUUUUGAUAGAGGAGUUGUCGUAUUUGAGUGGGGCGUCGAAUCCAGGGGAUUUCUUGCCAUUUUUGCAGUGGUUUGAUUAUCAGAAUCUCGAGAAGAGGAUGAUUAUAUUGCAGAAGGAAAUGGAUUCUUUCUUGCAAGGUUUGAUUGACGAGCGGAGAAGAAACGGAGAUUGUGGUGGAGAAAAGACGACGAUGAUUGAUUCGAUGCUUGCUUUGCAAGUUUCGGAGCCGGAGAAUUACUCUGAUCAAAUCAUCAAAGGCAUAAUACUGGUUGUGCUAAUGGCUGGCACAGACACGUCAGCAGUGACAAUGGAAUGGUCAAUGUCACUUCUCCUCAACCACCCAGACGUACUCAACAAGGCCAAAACGGAGCUUGACCGUUACGUGGGCGAAUCCCGUUUAGUCAACGAGCACGAUAUUACGAAACUGCCAUACCUCCGUGGAAUCAUAAACGAAACCCUCCGUUUAUAUCCAGCUAUACCACUCUUGGUACCUCGCGAAUCCUCACACGACUGCAAAAUCGGACCGUUCGAUGUACCCGGUCAAACGAUGCUUCUGGUCAACGCAUGGGCGAUUCAUCGGGACCCGCGGGUGUGGGUCGACCCGGAGAGGUUCGACCCGGAUAGGUAUGCGGGUUUGGAAGAUGAGGAUUAUAGGUAUAGAUUGGUGCCGUUUGGAGCGGGGAGAAGGAAAUGCCCCGGUUCGGGUCUUGCUAAUAGGGUGGUGGCGCUGGCCUUGGCGGCGUUGAUUCAGUGCUUUGAGUGGGAGAGGAUUGGCGGCGGAGAGGCGGUGGAUAUGGCGGAGGGCGGUGGACUUUCGAUGCCGAAGGCUGUUCCGUUGGAGGCCAUGUGCAGAGCACGUGAGGAUAUGAUGCACGUGCUCUUCAAACUAUGAGUGUUUGUUCUACAUAUAUAUAUAAGUUACUGAAAUAAGGCCACUUGGCCACUUAUAUUGCUUUUAUGCUUUUUGUUUCAAAAUUUGAAGUGGAGAGAAAGAAAGAACCCCACCUUUUAUAAACAAUCGAAGGGCUAUUUUUGUUUGAAAUUGUCCGAUAUACAGUACAAUGGUUGGUCAAUUUUGAAAGGGGAUGGAUUAAUCUUUAACGUUGCUUGACGGUAGAGGUCAUUUUGUCGUAUUUUGUGUCUGAGACUCUGAUACUGAUAAUAGUAUAUGGGCGCAAUUUGAAUAUAACCCUUGAUAUAAUGAACAGGGCAUGUUGUAAAGAGCAACUCCAAAGUCCAAUGCUAAAUAUCAGGAUUGAAUUAUCAAAUAUUCA